AUGAAGGUCACCAGCGUUGUUUCCUACCUGCUGGGAACCGGCCUACUUUCGGCCAGCGUCACCUUGGCCAAGGACAGACACCGCGUCGGCGUUGAGAUCAAGAGCCCCCUUAAGGGUGUCAACUUCCAGCGCAUCAAGGCUUUCCGUGAGGUUGCCCCUGACGAGGUCUCUGACCACCUUCAGGCUCUUAAGCCCUUCCGCAGCAAGAUAGCUGGACACAACGCUGCCACCGCCCUGGGAGCGGCUCAGCCCCGUGGUCUCUCAUCCGCUUACCAGAACAUCACGGCUCUUUCCCCGUAUGGAACCCAGUACGCCGUCGAGGUCAUCUGGGACGGCAAGCCCGUCAACAUGAUCUUCGAUACCGGCAGUAGCGACACCUGGGCCACCAGUUCCAAUUUUACUUGCACCAACAUGGUCGGCACUGCCGUCUACUCUCAAGAGGCUUGUGGCUUUGGCCCAAACAAGAUUGACGGCUUCAAGUACGGUCCUAUCGAGGACAUCCACUUCUCCUUGGGCUACGGCUCUGGCGAGCAAGUGUCUGGCCCCAUGGGUUUCAGCGACAUCGAAGUGGCUGGGAUUACCGUCCAACAGCAACAAGUCGGUCUCGCUAAUAAGACGUACUGGCUGGGCAAUAACUUUACCAACGGCAUCCUUGGACUGGCCUAUCCCUCCAUCACCAGCGCUUUCACUGGCGACAUGGACGAGAAUCGUCCUGCCUUUCAAGUCCCGUACUCUCCCUUCUUCACGAGCAUGGUCCAGCAAGGAUUGGCUGCGGAUUCCUUCAGCGUCUCUCUUGUCCGCAACUCCAGCGGAAUCAUUGGAUGGGGUGGCCGCACCGGUCUGCCGAUAGACGGUCCCACAGCGUACACCGACCUCAUCAUUCUGAAGAGUGAAAAGACAACCAUCAACCCGGAUCGACCUGAAGGCAGCUGGCAGUACUCGUACUACACCGUCCUCGUCGAUGGCAUCCGCUGGGGAUCAACCUCGGACACAAGAAAGUACCCCUACAUCGUCGACACCGGCACUACGCUCAUGUACGUGCCUCCACCUAUUGCCGAGGCCAUUGCCCGGUCUUUCUCCCCGAGCGCCGUCUACCUCUUCCAAUACGGCGGGUAUUUUGCUCCCUGCGAUGCCAUUGCUCCCAAGAUUGCAGUUGUUAUCGAGGGCGCGAGCUUCUUCAUUAACCCGGUGGACCUCAUUUACCCCGGUCUUAGAGACCCUCUCACGGACUAUUGUCAGAUCGGUAUCACCACCGGCGGCACAGGGCCAUAUGUUCUCGGCACUGUCUUCUUACACAAUGUCGAAGCCUACUUCGAUAUCGGCGCUGGCCAGAUGCGUUUCUAUGGCCGAGAAACAUUUGGCGCAACUCCCCAGCUGCCUGAGAAGUAG
Messenger RNA from Colletotrichum spaethianum, 1389 nucleotides. RefSeq names its product putative aspartic-type endopeptidase opsB. Gene Ontology annotation, biological process: proteolysis. Bases 1 to 1389 code for a protein of 462 amino acids. Lineage: Eukaryota; Fungi; Ascomycota; Sordariomycetes; Glomerellales; Glomerellaceae. The transcript is spliced from 2 exons. Gene Ontology annotation, cellular component: fungal-type vacuole. Gene Ontology annotation, molecular function: aspartic-type endopeptidase activity. The record is from RefSeq and is a predicted model, not a curated record.